Molecule: messenger RNA, 2124 nt
Organism: Hylaeus volcanicus
Lineage: Eukaryota; Metazoa; Arthropoda; Insecta; Hymenoptera; Colletidae
Gene: Nplp1
Product: neuropeptide-like 1
Exons: 4
Coding region: 712-1935 (407 amino acids)
Source: RefSeq, a predicted model, not a curated record
AUAUAUAUCUUAAAACGAUGCCGUCAUAAUCAAUACACGAUAUUCAAAAUGCUACGUACACUGUCGGUACCUUAGAAUAAAUAUUGCAAUACCUACCUCGAGUGGAUUCAUUGUAAACAGAAAAAAAAAAGUCAUCCUACAUUUUUCUACGUCAUCCCCGCUCUACCAGAGAUCCUUACUAUCCCUUAACUAAUACCGAAGACAAAAUCGGAAGGUUCGUAUACACGUAUAGUUCUCUAAAAAUAAUUUAGUCAAACGUCGUUCUCGACACUUUUCAUUCUCGCGAGUGGAAAAAUAGAAACAGUUCGAAGCGCCGAUACGGUGCUGUUUCCUUUAUGCAAAGAAAGAAAGAAAAAAAAAGAAGAAGAAGAAGAAGAGAGAAAACAGAAGAACGAAACCUUUCAUUUUCCACCGGCAAUAAACCCACGGCAUAUUAACCUAGUCAUUGUUAAAAAACGCAUCUCUCCUCUGCCUCUGUUUUAUAUUUUUUUCUUCUCUUCGCGGCUUCGAGUAUACGCAUAUUGCAUAGUUCGCCCGACGAAGCUGUUAGCAACCAUGGUGCGAUUAGGAUACGUACGACGUGGGUGUCGCUCCGUGGGUUGAUACGCCUGCGCAGGUUGAAGCGCGCUCUAUAUAAAGAAGAGAACGCGCUAUGAAACGGUAUUCAUAUUUAAAGAGCCACCUCGAAGGGAUACUGGUACUUUUUCCGAAAUGGGCUCGAGUAAAAGAUGUUUCAUCGGUCUUCUACUUUACAUCUCCGUCGUUAACGUGGUUCAUCUUCCUCUGGUGAAAUGCCAAGACGAGGAAAGCACCCAGUGCAUACCUAAAGAAGUUUUCCUAGUCCUUCUACGUUUGCCAGAAGUCAGUUCGAACUUGGCCGCGUAUUCGAGGAUGGCGAGAGUGACCGAGGGCGCGAGGAGUUGCGACGACAUGGCGCAUUUAAAGGCCCUUACCGAAGACACCGAGGGCGACACAGAAAUUUGUUUACCCGGCAGAGUUUACCUGGAACUGUUCAAGGAUCCGGGCUUACGCGGUCAUCUCAGCGUGAUAGGAAGAACGCAGAAACCACCGGAUCUACCGGGACGUCUCUUGGACGAUAACGAAGAGAUUAAUAUGCGCGAGUUGCAGUCGAAAUCGCAGAAAAGAAGCAUCUCGGUGCUAGCUAAGAACGACGAUCUACCCAUCAGUAUUCAGGGUCGUCUCGACGAAAACCAGGAGGAUCAAGGCAAGAGGACCUUCGUUUCCAACGAAGAAACCGGACCGAUCGGGGCUGCGGUUCCUCUGGACUCUUUGGUCGCGAACGGGAACGAGGGCUCGGAUCUGGAUGCGUUCCUGUCGGAUUUACCAGCGGAGAAGAGAAACGUCGGCGCCCUGGCUAGAGACUUCGCGUUGCCUCCAGGUAGAAGAAAUAUCGCGUCGCUGUUGCGUGAUUACGAGCUUAAAAACAAGGGAAAUAACAUCGACGACCGUGCAGCUCACUUCACCGGGAAAAGGAACGUCGCUUCUCUGGCCAGAACUUUCACGCUACCUCCGAAUGGCAAGAGGAACGUUGCGUCCAUAGCCAGAGACCACGGACUACCCUAUGCCAACAAAAAGAGUAUCGCUAGUCUGAGGAAAAAUAUGGCCUGGCCUACAUCCUCGAAGAGGGCAGUCAAAACUCCUGGAUACGUGCUUCUAAGUAUCCUUUCGCGUCGUCAGGCCAACAGCAGCUUCAAGAAGCCGAUCGAUUCCAACGAUAUGAGAUUCAAAAGGCGGUACGGUUUCACCGACCAGUACCCGUUCUCUGUAAUGCAAGAUACCAAUGCUUUCGAUUACGGCGAAACGAUGGAUCCGCUUACCGGUCAGUACUCGAAUGCCGAGAAGAGGUUCAUGGGAAGAAUUCCACAGAUGGGGCCACGUCCGACCACCCCUUCGACGCGUCGCCAAGGACGUUAAGGUCGUUAAAGGUCGAUAUUUACAUCGAGAGCGUCGCACAUUCAAGCCUCGUAUGGAGAUUGUAGACACGGCUUCGAAAGAUUUCAUCUUACUACCCGCAUCUGACAAUUUUCUUUGUUAGAAACUUCUCAGCUCCAUAAAAUUUCAAAUAAAGGAAGGAAUUGACAAUUGUCAACGUGUUGCUUUACG